GUCUUCAAUAAGCUCUUUCCGUUCGGUCCUGCCGGGAAUGCGCUGCUUGCGACAACGUACAUCUCCGGGCCACCAAACUUGAUCUUGGCUUUGAUUCCGUCGGACAUCAACGUGUCGUCGUUGAGCUUGUUGGUGAGCUUUGCCAUUGGUGGGCUUUUGGGUGACGUGUUCAUGCACCUCUUGCCGGAGACAUUCACGGGCCAGUCGGUCGACCUCGUUGUUGGCGACCAGGUGUACGUGCUGGUAGACAACCGCAAGAACGUGCUGCUUGGGAUCGGCAUGUUUGUCGGGUUCUUGCUGUUUUUCGGGAUUGAUAAGCUGAUGCGGAUCAUCGAGCACACGGGCAACGCAAGUGCCGGCGGCGCCAGCGGCCACUCCCACUCCCACUCCCACUCGCAUGCUUCUGCGACCAGCAGCGGUCUCCCUGAGGAGAAGUCUGGGGAGCUGAAGCAAAGAGGGGCCAAGAAAGACGGCUCUGCGGCCACAGCCACAGGCGCCGCCACAGAAACAGAGGCGGUGAUUGCCAACCCGAACGCGUCGAUCAAGACGUCUGCGUACUUGAACCUCAUCUCGGACUUCACACACAACAUCACCGACGGCCUUGCCAUCUCGUCGUCCUUCUACAUCUCCAAGAGCGUCGGCUGCACGACGGCUAUUGCCACCUUCAUGCACGAGAUCCCCCACGAGGUCGGCGACUUUGCCCUUCUCAUCCAGGGCGGCUUCACCAAGUGGCAGGCCAUGGGGUCGCAGUUUGUCACCGCCGCCGGCGCCUACCUGGGUACGUUCAUCGGCAUCGCGUUGCAGCAGAGUCUCGAGAAGGACCGUGCCGCCGCCUCCGCAAUGGCCUCCUCUCUCGACUCCUCGGCGCCAAGCGGCCUCUUUGGCACCAGCCUCUCCUACGGCGACAUGACGUUGCCCUUCACCGCCGGCGGGUUCCUCUACAUCGCCUUCAGCGUGAUUCCAGAGCUGCUCGAGACCGAGGAGGACACAGACCGCAGCGCCGAGCUCGCCAAGUUCGCCAAACAGCUUGUGUGCAUGUUCCUGGGCAUUGGCUUCAUGGCCUUCAUUGCCCUCAACGAU
Molecule: messenger RNA, 1080 nt
Organism: Pichia membranifaciens NRRL Y-2026
Lineage: Eukaryota; Fungi; Ascomycota; Pichiomycetes; Pichiales; Pichiaceae
Exons: 1
Biological process (GO): intracellular zinc ion homeostasis; zinc ion transmembrane transport
Cellular component (GO): membrane
Molecular function (GO): zinc ion transmembrane transporter activity
Source: RefSeq, a predicted model, not a curated record